AUGGAUUCUAUUCCUAUCAUAUCCUCUUCGCCUCCCAAGCCGCCGGUCGCCUCCAACAGUUCAACCAGGGCACCAUGCACCCUCUCCGCCCCCCUGCCCCGCGCCUUGGUAACAGACAAGCGAAGCCCAGCCAUGCCAUACCACUUGCCCUUGGCGGCUCCCCCACCAUCUAUCACCCCCAAACCUGCCUUAGAUCACCCGUCCAUCCUCUGCCCCCUCCCCAAAGGCACGGACAGGAGAGGGAGACCUGUCCUCUACCAAGGAGGACGGAUGAUCUGCAAUAACUUCAACGACCUCGGUUGCAGCUCCUCCAGCUGCAAAUUCCUCCACACUUGUUCAUUCUGCGGGGGAGCCCACGCCAGAGCCACAUGCCCACACAACCCGACAAAGCAACAGCUGUACACCCAGUUCGUCAACUUCCUCAUUCAGGGCUUCAUCUACGGUUUCCAUCCGGGUCUGCAGGCCAUGCCUGAGUCCACUCACAUAUGCAACAACUUGCAAUCAGCCCUGUCUGAACCAACCACAGUUGACAGACUACUGCAAAAAGAAGUUGAUGACGCCUUCAUGAUCGGCCCUUUCUCCAGCCCCCCUUUCCCAUCUUUCAGAGUCAGCCCAAUCGGAGUGGCAACCAAGAAGUACUCCGGGAAAAAGAGGCUCAUCAUCGACCUCUCGUCCCCCCACGGUUCCACUGUUCCAAGCAUUAACAGCCUGAUUCCCAGCCUGGACAACCUGCAAUACGCCACCAUAGGCCAUGCCAUUUCCCUCAUCCGCCUCGCGGGCCAGGGAGCAUGGUUGUCCAAGGCAGACAUCACAAGUGCUUUCAAAGUCCUCCCCAUCCACCCUGACUACUGGCACCUCUUUGGGGUCUCCUGGAAGGGCGCAUACUAUUUUGCUGUGUGUCUAACCUUUGGCUGCAAGAGCAGCCCAAAAAUUUUUGACUCAUUGUCCGAAGCCCUCUGCUGGAUUCGUUCCAACAAUUAUAAACUCCCGUACGUCAUCCACCUACUUGAUGACUUCCUCACGGUCACGCCACCGUCUUCGCCCCCGUCAUACGGUCUCAUACGUCAUCUCGGCGUUCCCCUGUCUCCAGAGAAAAAAGAAGGCCCAAGCACAUCCUUGGAAUUCCUCGGCAUCACCCUCAACUCCAUUACACUCCAAGCAUCCCUGCCUACUGAGAAACUCCACCGCAUUUCUCUACUCAUUCAAAACUUUCUCAUGGCCAACACAUGCAGCAAACGUCAAUUACUCUUUCUGCUGGGCCAUUUCAACCAUGCCACCCACAUCAUCCCUCAGGGCCCAUCUAUCUUGUCACACCUUCUCUCCAUAGCCACCGCCGUCCCAUCUAUCCACAACCACGUCACGCUAGACAGCGCGUGCAAGAUGGAACUAAAAAUGUGGCACCAGUUCCUCUCUUCCUGGAACGGCAUCUCCUUCUUUUACGAUGACCAUGUCACAGACGCCAAUGACAUCCAGCUAUACACCGACGCCGCCCCUUCAGUUGGCUUUGGCGGUUACUAUGGCGGCAGAUGGUUCUCUGCCAAAUGGCCACCUGACUUCUCUUCCCUGGCCCCUUCCUCCACCAUUUCGGAAAUGUACCCGAUAAUCAUUGCUGCCAUUCUUUGGGGGCAUGAAUGGUCCAAAAAGACCAUCGCCAUCCACUCUGACAACAGCGCCGUCAUCGACAUCCUCAACAAAGGCCGGUCACACAAUCUGGACAUCAUGCAGUUCGUGCGCAAGCUCACAUUGGUUUCAGCCCAGCACCAGUUCAUCAUCCGAGCACUCCACAUUCCAGGCCACAAAAACACAAUCGCUGAUUCACUCUCUCGUUUCCUGUUUCAGAAAUUCAGACAACUAGCUCCAGCCUCCAACCCUCUUCCAACUCCAGUUCCACCGUUUUCAGCCACAAUCUACAACUGAACCCAUAACU
Molecule: messenger RNA, 1927 nt
Organism: Thunnus maccoyii (southern bluefin tuna)
Lineage: Eukaryota; Metazoa; Chordata; Actinopteri; Scombriformes; Scombridae
Exons: 3
Coding region: 1-1917 (638 amino acids)
Molecular function (GO): nucleic acid binding
Source: RefSeq, a predicted model, not a curated record